Molecule: messenger RNA, 1921 nt
Organism: Carassius auratus (goldfish)
Lineage: Eukaryota; Metazoa; Chordata; Actinopteri; Cypriniformes; Cyprinidae
Product: high affinity cAMP-specific and IBMX-insensitive 3',5'-cyclic phosphodiesterase 8A-like
Exons: 13
Coding region: 817-1833 (338 amino acids)
Source: RefSeq, a predicted model, not a curated record
CAGGAUAAGUUCUGUUCAGCUGUGAUUUCCUCAGUUAACCCUUUCUGCCUGCGCGUCUGCGGCGCGUUGCGCUUUAAAGGUCCCUCCACACGCGAGCCCCGCCCCUCUGCGCGCAAGCGGCUUCUGGUUGGCUCGAUGCAGCUCAUUUGCAUUGACGUCAUUCGAGGCUGUAGGUCAAUCCGUGCGCGUGCUUUUAUUGGAUCUGCUGCUGUCACAUUCGCGCCGCUGCUGUUCUCAACGCGGGUUAUUCUUCGUCAGGAAACUCGCGACGCGCAAACGCCUUUUCUUCUGUUAUCUGGCGGCCGUCCGUGGGUUUUCUCCGUCCGUCCCCGUGAAAGAGAGGCAGAAUCGUAGGCCCUUGAUUGACAGCUGCUGUUUAAUACAGCUUUGGCGUUGACGCGCCGCUCCGGAGUUUCAUCUAACGGCCCGUUUGAUGUCAUAAAUGCCGGAUCGCGCGUCCCGCGGCGCGUCCGGGACAGAUUUCAGCCUGUUGAUGGGGAGCGGAAUAAACGCGCCGGUUGGUUCCCGAUGACUGCGGCUGAGGGAAGAGACACAGAGGCCGCGCGGAGCGAUCGGGUCGAAGGAGAAUAAGCGCACGAGCAGAUGGACGUGGACCGAACCGGAGCUUGAAAUCCGCCAGAAAAGAGGCGAAGCUCGUGAGCGGACCGUGAGGAUGAGGAGUAACGGGCGCGAGUGAAGCGCGGCGUCGGUCGGGGGGAGCAGAGCAACAUGAGCAGAGUUUGUGUUUGAUCGAUAGACUCGAUAGAUCCGAUCUCCUGAUGAUCUGAGAGAGAAACAUUCCUAUCCGCGCAGUGAAUGAUGGGCUGCGCCUCCAGCAUCCACAUCUCCGAUCGGGUUAAUCACAGCGAGGACUCGCAGAACUGCUCUCAUCCGGGCCACAUCAAGCCUCAGAGCACGUUAACGGAGGUGCAGUUUGGACCAAUGAAGCUGUAUGAAGAUCAGCUGCAGGUGCUGUUAGUGUUUGCCAAAGAAGAUGCUCAGAGUAACAGCUUCUGCUGGGCGUGUGAACGCGCUGGUUUCAGGUGUAAUGUGUCCCGAACACCAGAAGCGGCGCUGGAGAGUUUCCUGGAGAAGAACCACGAUCUGAUCAUCAUCGAUCACAGACAUUCCAGAUGCUUCGACGCUGAAGCGCUCUGUCGCUCAAUUCGAGGCAUCAGCUGCUCUCACAACACUGUGAUUGUGGCUGUAGUGAAGAGGCCGGAUCGUGAAGAAGCCACUGUGAUGCCACUGAUAUCAGCAGGAUUUAACAGGCGAUAUGUGGAGAACCCUAACAUGAUGUCCUGUUAUAACGAACUCCUCCAGCUCCAUCACGGAGAAAUACGAGCUCAGAUCAAACUCCGAGCUUGUAACGCUGUUUUUACUGCACUGGAACAGAGUCAGGAAGCCAUUGAGAUCAGCAGUGAAGAUCAUAUCAUACAGUACGUCAAUCCAGCGUACGAGUGCAUCAUGGGAUACCAGCGUGAAGAACUGCUGAAGGAAAACACUGAAGUGCCUAAGAGUGAAAAAAACAAACCAGACCUUCUGGAAAACAUCAGCUCCUGCAUCCGCAGAGGGAAAGAGUGGCAGGGGGUAUAUUAUGCCAAAAAGAAGAACGGAGACAGUGUGCAGCAGAAUGUGAAGAUGACGCCUGUGGUUGGACAGGGAGGUAAAAUCAGGCACUGUGUGUCUGUUACCAGGCCUUUAAAUGACCAUAACAAGACAGAAAAGUGCUGUGAGCGAGUCCAGGCCGAAUCACAGACAGAUAUUCAGCAGUUCAGCAAACACAAGGACCGCAGGAAAGGAUCGCUGGACGUUCGCUCCGACGACCUCUAGAGGAAGUGAUGCAGGAAGUUCUCAGAGGAGACACUCGUCUAUGGCCAGAAUCCACUCCAUGACUAUUGAAGCUCCCAUCACUAAGGUA